AUGCAGGCGGAGCGGGGAGCUCGGGGCGGCCGCGGGCGGCGGCCCGGCCGCGAACGGCCAGGCGGAGAUCGCCACAGCGAGCGGGCUGGAGCCGCAGCGGCAGUGGCGAGAGGCGGCGGCGGCGGCGGGGACGGAGGCGGCCGCAGGGGUCGCGGCAGGGGCUUCCGCGGCGGCCGAGGAGGAGGUGCCCCGAGAGGCGGCCGCCGGGACCGGGGAGGCCGGGGCGCCGGGGCCAGCGCGCCGGUUGAAGAUGACAGCGAUGCAGAGACCUAUGGAGAAGAGAAUGAUGAACAGGGAAAUUAUUCUAAAAGAAAGAUCGUCUCUAACUGGGAUCGAUAUCAAGAUAUUGAAAAAGAGGUCAAUAACGAAAGCGGAGGAUCACAGAGGGGAACAGAUUUCAGUGUCCUCCUUAGCUCUGCAGGGGAUUCCUUCUCCCAGUUCCGGUUUGCUGAGGAGAAAGAAUGGGAUGGUGAAGCAUCAUGUCCAAAACAGAAUUCAGCAUUUUACGUGGAUAGUGAGUCAUUGGUUCGAGCCCUUCAAGAACUGCCUCUGUCACUGCGACUGAACGUUGCUGCUGAGUUGGUUCAGGCCACAGUUCCUUUGGAGCUUCCUCAAGUGAAACCAAAGAGAAGUGAUGAUGGCAAGGGACUAGGGAUGCAGCUGAAGGGGCCCAUCUCUGAGCUGAAAUCUGCCGGCUGCCCCGAGUCCCUGGGCAAAGACAGCCUGAGACUGGGUCCUGCAAGGGGCUCUCAGAAACCCGCUUCCCUGGUGCAGUCAGCAGCAGACCACCUGGAAGAAGAACUAGAUCUGUUGCUUAAUUUAGAUGUGCCCAUAAAAGAGGGAGAUAACAUCUUACCAGAUCAGAACUCUCAGGACCCGAAAUCUGAGAAAGAUGGGGAGGUAGCCCAAGAGGAAAAAGUUGCUGCAAAACCGUCUGUGACUGAAGAAAAGAACGUGGAACCUGAGCAACCAAGUACAUCAAAAAAUGUUACUGAAGAAGAGCUGGAAGACUGGUUGGACAGCAUGAUUUCUUGAAAAAAAGUGCCUGUAGCAAAUUUUGGUUGCCUUCUGAGUAAGGGUGGGCAUAGGCUUCCCUUCUGGAACAGCUAGUUUACAGGCACGCCCCAAGCCAGUGUGUUCCAUUACGCUUGCAGCAGUAAAUGCCUACCCCUGUGCUUGACAACAUCUGAAAUGAGACAUCAAAGAGGCUUGUUGCAUUUG
Messenger RNA from Propithecus coquereli (Coquerel's sifaka), 1221 nucleotides. It is a transcript of the gene AVEN, whose product is annotated as apoptosis, caspase activation inhibitor. The transcript has 6 exons. Gene Ontology annotation, biological process: negative regulation of G2/M transition of mitotic cell cycle. Bases 1 to 1035 code for a protein of 344 amino acids. The record is from RefSeq and is a predicted model, not a curated record. Lineage: Eukaryota; Metazoa; Chordata; Mammalia; Primates; Indriidae.